Messenger RNA from Fusarium sp. VM40, 885 nucleotides. Lineage: Eukaryota; Fungi; Ascomycota; Sordariomycetes; Hypocreales; Nectriaceae. The record is from the annotation of a GenBank genome assembly.
AUGGACCCCUACUCGACCGAAGGCGAAUUGAUCAACAUCCACAACUACUUCCACCAGGGUCAAUACCAGGAAGUUGUUGACUUCGAUACCUCAUCCUUCUCCCCUGACAACGCUCUGCCCGCGCGCAUCCUCGUUCUCCGAGCUCGACUAGCCCUCGGUCAAUCUGAAGAUGUUCUCGAUGAUGUGAAGGGCGAGUCCGAGCCUGAGCUGCAAGCUCUAGGUGCUCUUGCUGAGUUCAACCUGGGCAAGGCCGAUUCAGCAGUCCAGACAAUCGAGAAGCUGGUCUCUUCAGCCGCCGAUAACACAACAGUGCAGGUCAUUGGAGGAACAGUUCUUCAAGCUGCUGGAAAGUCUGAGGAGGCGCUUGCUCUUCUCACACAGCAUCAGGGAAGCCUUGAUGCCGUCUCCCUUAUCGUUCAGAUCCACCUGCAACAGAACAGAACAGACCUUGCCCUAAAGGAAGUCACUGCUGCGCGAAGAUGGGCUCAGGAUAGUCUUUUGGUCAACUUGGCUGAGUCGUGGGUUGGAUUAAGAGUGGGUGGUGAGAAGUACCAGCAGGCGUUUUACGUCUAUGAGGAGCUCGCACAAGCCCCUUCGACCUCAUCAGUACGAACCCUUGUUUCCCAAGCUGUCUGCGAACUGCACCUUGGCCGAACAGAAGAAGCCCAGGCUGCUCUGGACCAGGCUCUGGAGAAGGACACUAACAACGCCGAUGCCAUCGCCAACUUGCUCGUCCUCAGCAUUAUCUCUGGCAGCCAGUCUGAGGAGCUCACACAAAAACUCCAGACCAUCAAGCCUGACCACCAGUUCCUGGCUGACUUUGAAGAGAAGAGCGCUCUAUUUGACAAGGCCGCUACAAAGUACAGCCCCAAGGUGUCGGCAUAA